UCGAUGCCCUAAUAACAAACCCUACACCCUCGCGUUCUCUCGCUCGGCGAAGGUAGAGCAGCGGUGCGAGCCGCGGUGAGAGAGAUCGGUGGUGGAUCAUGGCGGACCAUGAUGGGAGGUACGAUGGCAACGGUGAUGGUUACGGAGACUAUGGUGCUAGCGAACGGAGUGGUGGCGGCAGCGGUUUUGAGGAAUUUGGAGAUCCCAAAUCUCAGUAUGAUUCUCACGAACAUGAAAGGGGGUCCUCAAGAAGCAGACACAGGGAGAGGGAGAGGGAUAAGGAUAGAGAUAGAGAUAGGGAUAAAGGGAGAGAUAGAGAGAGAGAUAGGGAGCGGGACGGGGGCAGAGAUAAGGAAAAGGAUAGAGAUAGAGAACGGGAUAGGGAUCGGGACCGCCAUCAUCACGAGAAGAGUGAGAGAAGGGAGCACGGCCGUGAGAGAUCUGAUGACCGUGACCGGCGCCGUAGUCGAGAUUAUGAUAGGCACAGGGACUUUGAAAGAGAAAGGGAGGGGCGUCGUAGGCAUAGGUCUCGAUCUAAGUCAAAAGGUAGAUCUGAUCACAGAUCAAGAUCACGAUCUCGCUCAAGAUCAAAGAGCAAGCGUAUCAGUGGGUUUGAUAUGGCACCACCUGCAGCUGCUAUGAUGCCUGGUGUGGCUGCAACAGGUACAUUUACCUCUACUUUGCUUAUCACCAUUUUUCUAUUUCUGUGAUGGUGUGUUAUUUUUGGUAAUUAGUGAGGACCAGUUGUAUCAAAAUUCAUAGUGUUUCUAGGGCAUGGAUAUGGGUAUGAAUGUCCCAAGUAUUCAGAGAAUUUAAUGAAAAUCAAAUAAGUGGACACAGUCAUAAAUAUGUGUACAUGUGUGUGUAGACAUAUGAAUCACAUUGUUUUUAGAAGGUUGGAGAAUGUUUUAGUAAAGCAAUUUGUUUUUGUGUCUUUGUAUGUGUAUUAAGAUAUUGUGAACUAUACUCUUUUUUUUUUUUUUUGGAGAAGGGUGGAGAACAUUGUAAUGAAACAAGUUUUUUUAAAAAAAAUAUAAUUUUGGACAAGGAAUUUAACUUGUAU
Messenger RNA from Dioscorea cayenensis subsp. rotundata (Guinea yam), 1063 nucleotides. RefSeq names its product splicing factor U2af large subunit B-like. The transcript is spliced from 4 exons. Gene Ontology annotation, cellular component: commitment complex; nuclear speck; U2-type prespliceosome. Gene Ontology annotation, molecular function: poly-pyrimidine tract binding; pre-mRNA 3'-splice site binding. Lineage: Eukaryota; Viridiplantae; Streptophyta; Magnoliopsida; Dioscoreales; Dioscoreaceae. The coding region runs from base 99 to 710 and encodes 203 amino acids. The record is from RefSeq and is a predicted model, not a curated record.